Amoebophrya sp. A120 is the source of this 5747-nucleotide messenger RNA. NCBI's taxonomy places the organism in Eukaryota, Dinophyceae, Syndiniales, Amoebophryaceae. The record is from the annotation of a GenBank genome assembly.
UUAUAGUACACGAUUACCGAAUCCAGAUAUGGUCUAGUACUGCGUGUCGGUAGAGAAUGAUCUUGUUGCCGGCGCAGCGUGGUACAAUCGAAAAACGUCUGAUGCUGAGGCCGUCCACCAGUGCUGUGGGUUUGUGUUUGUGAGGACAGGUUGAAGUAGACCAAAGCGAUCGCAUCGACCCGGAUUCGUGGUGAUGAGUGAGACUGCGGCUUCCGCAGCAAGCGCUUCGGUUCCGGACCAGCUUGCUGCCUACUGCGCGCAGCAGGGGUUUUCGGACUUCGCACGGUACUGCACGUCCAGCAAGACCGGACAGUGCCAGAUCACUCAGACGGUGGAAGAGGUGGUGCAAUCUUUGCUGAAAAGCCGCCCGGCCGACCCCCGUCGAUUCCUUCUACAAAAACUGCGGGAGGAGUAUCCGCUUGAAAAGUUUUCGGUUGCGGCUGCGCACGGCUCUUGCGACCACGACAUCGGCGUUGACCGGUUCAUCCGCCUUUUUGAGGCCACACGAAACAUAACUCACGAAAUCGUACUGAGUUCUUUUUGUCUCCGAUACUACUAUCUAACUUAUUUCGAGUUCGCGAUUAUUCAACAUCCGUACAUCGUGUAGGUCCACGACUCUUAUCUUUAAUUGUGGUUUAUCUUAUCAAUCACGUGUUCUUUCCGCCAGGAUACUAAUGGACUGCGAUAGAAGAAGAUUUAUGAAGCCUCUUUGUUUUUCCGACCGAGCCGAUCUUCACUGAUAUUGCGAAAAAGAAUGCUUAUGUUUUAUUUUUUUUCUACGGUAAUAAACAAACUGUAAACUCCUGCAUAAUCUGUAAGUAUAAUAAAGAAGAUAUGACUUUCUUCACAGGUCCCCGCGGAAUCGAUCAACAUCUGCAUCAAGGAGAGCGUGAGGCUACUGCAGUGUGAUCGGUAUCCAAGAAAAAAAGUGUGUAAGUGUAAUCGUGUGGGACGAGCAGCAUCACAAAUUCGCUUUGCAUUACAGAAAAAAACCUGUCAUGCGCAGCUCGUACGUGAAAACACGUAUAAAACAUGGCUAUGACGCACGUCCAGCAUGACAAAAGCUACUGUUUUGCACUUUCUGCAUCACAGACUUACACUCACACACUUUUUUUCUUGCAUAAUCGGGUAAGCAUCUUCAUCUACGACAAGAAAAUCAAAAUGCUGAUCUUGUCUGCCUCGAACCUGUCUAAGCCUAUACGCGUAAACCCGGGGCAGGGAAUCGCGGGGCACGUCUUCAAGACCGGAGAAACUGUAAGUCGUACCCAUUGUUUUUGUUUUUUCUUGUAGCAGUGACGUACAGGAUCAGGAGGUUCUUCUUGCUUGAUGAUCCACAAGGCUCCUGAACGAGGAACAUAAGUUUUAAUAAAAGCAAAUUGUGUACUAGCUAUAGCAUUCGCAGAGGUAGUUUAGCAGGACGCUUGAUACGAUAAUCAUCAUCUGGAAAAGUAGCAUGCUGGACCUGUGUCUCUGAUUAAUUUCCAUCCAGGUGAAUAUUGCAGAUUGUUACCGAGACUCGCGAUUUGAUCCCUCUUUUGACCAACUGACGGGGUACCUCACCAAGUCAAUUCUCGUGAAGCCAAUCUUGGACUUUGAGGGAAACGUCACAGGAGUGUUGCAGGCAUUGAACAAAGGUAAAUGAGUUGUACUGGUGAAAGUCCUACAGGGCUACUACUUUUUUCAGUAGAACUUCUCUAAUGAGACAGCACACCACGGCGCAGUCAACCUGAACCUGAUGCCUGAUCACCUUGAGUUCUUGCAGAUUGUUGCCAAAGUUUGUCGUUGAACAAAUCCAUUUAUACUGAUCAAUCUGAUCAGAUCAGAUCAAUAGGUAUGAUAGCUAGCAGUUUUAUACGAGUACUAUCUCACGACACUCAAGCUCAUUUUAAAGUUAAACCAUGAUGAAUAACUACUUUAUUUUACCAGACGACGGGCUCACCACGGUGUUUACCGAGGCGGACGAGAUUGUGAUUCAAAACUUCAUGCAGCUGGUUGGGAUUACGCUACGUAACGCGGAGGUGUACAAGGACGCGAUCGCGCAUUGCAAGCGGGCGCAGGGAAUGAUUUCGAUGUUGAACUUAUCAAAUGUAAAAAUGUCUGGGUCUGGAUGAAGAAUGCAACUUGUCAUGCUAAAUCUGGAGCAUGCAAAAAUCUGUGUUGCAUGAUUACGAAAAGUCGUCCAGUUUUGACCAAGUCGGGAGGGAGUUUCUCAUGCAGGAUAGGCAUGAGAGAGAUCGCACAGAAUCUGUCAUGCUAGGUCCUGCAUUCCAGACUUCAUGGGUCAUGGAAAAGCAGCAUGACAAAUCGCGCAUUCUUCCAGACCCAGACAUUUUUGCAUUUUAUAGAACUCACUCCCCAAGAAUCUGGGCUCCCAGAGCAUGAUCCUGACGAUCACGAUAUCCUAAGUACUUCGUUAAAAUCCUGCCCACCCUGGAUUCAUUUUUCGUGCAAAUUCGCAUGGUCACGGUGAGGAUGUCUCUGCUCAUGCGCAGCCCCAUAAGUUGUACAGCUUUUUGUAUAUGGUGUUUUGGAUUUUGUGUAUGCAAGUUAAGAUUUUCAUUUUGUGUAAUAUGAUGCGGCCGGCGCACUAGCUAUCCACGAUGUCGAUCACGCCGCGAGUCCAAACUCGUCAUCCACAGCAGCCAAGCCUUGUUGAUUUGUGUAGCAAACAAGUCCGCACCUUGACUAGGAGAGGGGGACGGGUCGUUAGUUACACAGGAUAUACGACCCACGCACACGAGUUGGUGCAGAGUGACCAGUGUGCCGUGUUCCUGCACGAGGAGAGCAGGGGCACCCUGUGGAGCUUGUCCGGGUCGCACGAGCUGCGCAUCCCCGACCACGUGGGGAUCAGCGGGGCGGCCCUACGGCAAAAGAAGACCAUCAAUUCCGAAAACGUUCAGGAGGAUCCUCUAUGCGUUCUUGCAAACGUGUCUGGUUCAUCUGGAACAGAGCCAAACUGUUCUGCACGACAGCACGGAAGUCUGUUUAUCAAUGCGUGCAGCGGAGACAUGCAAAGUGAAAAGAAGCGCCAUGGACAUAAGUAUUAUAUAUGCAAUACUUACUUGGCCAGGUAUAAUCAUGAGAAACGCUGCAGUACAGGUGGGUGCAAAAUACUGACUGAUGCGAAAAAUACUAGCAUCACAUGAACAAGUCUCGUGCAAAUUUUCAGGCCCAGAGGACAGAUCGAUUUUCUGUGCAUAUCCCCGAUACUGCGACCACGAGAACCUCUGCUGUACGGGCACGACCGCAUCGGCGGCCGCGAUCGCGGGGGAGCCGGCCACGCGGCCGGAGACUAUGCUGGUCGUUCCCCUGCAACCCGCGAACAGCGAACGGGUCCUGGGUCUCGUGUAUCCCACAGAAAAAGAGGACAGGGCAAAAAUACAUAUACGCGAAAAAAAGAUCUGUAUUUUUGCAUUAUAUCCCAACGACCAGCACGCUACGGGUACGGGCUCGCCCAUGACUAAGAUCAUUUCCCGGUGAAUUUAUUUUUGCAUAUACAAGAAAUUAUAAAUAUGCCCUGAGCCACGGCCACCUGCCUGUCUUUUUAUGUGGGAUAUCGUGGUAAUGCAGAACAAGCGGGAGUUUGACGGCGAGAUCUCCACGUUUAACGACGAGGACGCCGAAGUGAUGGAGACCUUCGCGAAGCUUGCGGCAGACCGGUUAAAGGACUCCGCGUUGCUUGCCGACUACGGAAGUGUCAGGUGUGAAAUCGACAAAGCUGAAAUGAUUUGUAAAAAUGCAUAAAGUCGGAGUCGGUAGGUGUACAACCUGUACCGCGGCUUAGACAUUCUUGAGCUUGACAACCUGUCACGUCCGGGGUACGUGACAGAUUUUCCGAGCACCGAAAUCAAAUUUGUGCAUGCUCUUAGGGCAAAAGAGACAUCCUCUGUCGUGCUACUUUCGCAAGCUCUAUGUUGAGCUCCAAACAGGCUUACAAUGAAUCGCCCUCACUUGCGUGCCUUUGAAAAAUAUAGGUACUACUUAGUUUGUGCGUUAUCGCAACAAAUUUUUUCAACUUUGUCGAUUUCGAUGCUGACGCUUCGAUACUGACACCGCGCAUCCCCGGCUGACCGAGGCCGGGCGGAUUUUUGGCCACGUGGACCACCGGGGGCAAGCCGGGAUGAAUAUCAAAUGUAAAAAUGUCUGGGUCUGGAAGGUUGCGAACUUCUUGUGAUGCAUACUUAGAUCACACAAAAAUCUGUCAUGCUAUAGACAGCAAAAGGAGCUCUGUUUCCUGUCGCCGAAAGAAGGUGUUUGUCAUGCGGAUUAUGCAUUGGGAAACCCUCUUAAAACCUGUGAUGCUAGGCUUUCCAUGCAACACCUUCUCCGUCAAGCAGACACAGCAUCACAAACCUCAGCAAUCUUCCAGACCCAGACAUUUUUGCAGUUCAUAAUGAACGGGCAGACACUAAAUGCGGCCGUCGGAAAGAAGCUUUCCGCACCGUCAGCAGCGGGGGCUGCGGCCGCCGACCCGACAGGGUCCGGGACGUUGGGGUUCACGCGGGCGCGCCAGUCGGCCUACCGCAAGGCGGACCAGGCUGCGAUUCGCGAGGUGGACGACGAAGAGGACGAGUUUUCGCCCGAGUUCUCGCCGAAUAUCCUAGAGCAAAAAGCUAGAAGCCUACUAUCAUAUUUGUAAACGCAAGGACAAUAUUAGUAGAUACCGAUGGAUAUUACGCAGAGAUGUUGAAAUCUUUCUUGUAUAGCAUAAGCUAGCACCAUGGUUUAUGGUAAUAUGGGCCCGGCGCCCAGUCAGGGCCCUGGUGCGAGCUAUUCGUUGGUUGAUUCUUGUUCAUUUGUUUUUGCAUUUACAAUUGUAUAUUAUAUAUGCUGUGCUAGCUUUUUGUUCUUUCUUUGUCAUACCGAACGGCCGCAGCUCAGUGACGGGGCGAGCCGCGAGUCCGCGCAACAGCCGCCUCUCGCAGAACAAGGCUAGCAAAGGAGACGUGGACCGAUUGCUGCAAGAGAGCCUGGAGCGGGCCGCGUCCGACGAGUCUAGCAAGCGGACCAGUGUCGAGGUCGCUUCGCCGGGCGCUCCGCCGACGUUGCUGAGUGCGUCUCCCGGCGGGAAGUAGUCGCGCCAAAACCACGCUGAGUGGUCACAAGGAAGUGGUGGUAGGGCCAACAAAAGCGGGGGUCAGAAAAAUUGAUGUUCUUGACUCUUGUCUAGUAUUUCUUUGUUGCCGUGGUGACAUCUCCAUGAUCGAAUAUGUAAUUUAGUACAUGUAACUGUGUUGAGUAGCUCAUCUUGCCGAUGCGGACUUGGGCCUCCGAAGAUACAAAGUACCUACCCUUACACUGAUGCCCUUGCUCGUGCAGAUGUAUCCUGAGUAUCACUGUCAGUUGGAAUAGUGGCGAGUAGCAGGAAGUAUGAACAUGUAGUUGAUAACAACGGUGCCUUCCGUUUCUGAGAAUUUUUUUUUUGAAAUGUAGAGACAAAGCGAGAGCAUAUUCACGAGCGCACCGGUUGGCCAAUUUCCAUAUGAGUUUAGACUACGAGUCAAUCUUCAAUUGCGGACGGACCACCUCCUCUUUUACGGUUUAAAUAAAAAGACUUGAUGUCCUCGUGAUGUGCGGAGAGUGAUGAGCACAGAGCUCUACUAAGUAUCGAAUGGCAUGAUUCAGUACGUAGAUCCUAACUUGGCGCAAAGCGAAGGGAACAUUCGAUUCUCGAAUGCAAAAGAAAGUACUUUUUAUCCUCUGCCACCUUGAGUGAGCAAGCUGGAGGAGAUUUCUUGUGACAAAAG